Messenger RNA from Rhincodon typus (whale shark), 1766 nucleotides. Its product is annotated as tyrosine-protein kinase Fyn-like. Lineage: Eukaryota; Metazoa; Chordata; Chondrichthyes; Orectolobiformes; Rhincodontidae. Gene Ontology annotation, molecular function: protein binding. The record is from RefSeq and is a predicted model, not a curated record. Bases 1 to 690 code for a protein of 229 amino acids. The transcript has 6 exons.
AUGCUGCUUGGAGGCGUGACCCUGUUUAUAGCACUGUAUGAUUACGAUGCCAGGACAGAGGAUGACCUCACCUUCAAGAAAGGAGAGAAAUUCCACAUUAUCAACAGCUCAGAAGGAGACUGGUGGGAGGCUCGAUCAUUGACAACCGGGAAAACAGGAUAUGUCCCCAGUAAUUACGUGGCCCCUGUCAACUCCAUCCAAGCUGAAGAAUGGUACUUUGGUAAGAUGGGUCGGAAGGAUGCUGAGCGGAUGUUGCUGUGCCCUGGUAACCCUCGAGGCACCUUCCUCAUACGGGAGAGUGAGACAACCAAAGGUGCCUACUCCUUAUCCAUUCGGGAUUGGGAUGAGGUGAAAGGAGAUCAUGUGAAACAUUAUAAAAUUCGUAAACUGGAUAAUGGUGGGUAUUAUAUCACGACACGAGCCCAGUUUGAGACUGUCCAGCAGUUGGUCCAUCAUUACACAGAGCGAGCUGCGGGCCUGUGCUGUCGCUUGGUGGUGCCAUGUCACAAGGGCAUGCCGAAACUGGCAGACCUUUCAGUCAAAACCAAAGAUGUGUGGGAGAUACCUCGGGAGUCCUUGCAGCUGAUCAAGAAGCUGGGCAAUGGGCAGUUUGGGGAAGUGUGGAUGGGUAGGAAUUAUGCCAUGUCAAAGCAGACUUGGGACUUGCAGCAGAUAUGCAGUGACAUGUGAUCAUUCUAAAUGGGCAUUUGGUCUCAAAAUGUCCCAUUGAUGACUCCAUGCUAAAGAAGCAACUCAGAGUUGUGCCACUGUCACAUGGAUGUGUUGAUUAUUUGGUGGAAAUGACACAUUAUUCUCUAAGAUUGGAUAAAGCUGUCAAUUUGAGCCUUUGCAAUCAUGGAACUGAUUUGGCCUUUGCUCGGAUUGAAUGAAUUACAACAGAGAGGGAGAUUUUCCAGCCAAUCAUCUGGAGUGAUACGGCUCCUCCAAGUGGAUUAAUCCAUGCUGAACCCAUUUCCCUACCCAGUGUUCCUCUUAUAUUCCCCCUUUCCAAAUAGUUAUCAUGCUGUCAUUUUAAAUCAUGUGCACUUUUCCAGUUUGACAGCUAAUGCUCAGCAUCCAUGAUCCAAUAAUUAUCUGUAGGAAAAUAAUCUUUGAUCUGUCAAUUGGUGGAAUCCAGAUUUCAUAAUUAAACCUCACAAAACCAUUCAUCAUUUCAUGAAUCUCCCUUAGAUUGUCACUUUAAUAUUCUUUGUUUUUAAAAAAGUUACCAUUUUUUAGCUUUAUUUCAAAGCUAUAAUCUCUCAUUUCAUUCCCAUCUGUAUUCUGUCCUUUACUUCAAUAUCCUGACAAUAACAGUGUUCCCAAAAGUAUAGAGAGUAUUUCAACUGUGACCUAUUUAAUGUCUUAUACAAAUUCAGCAUCACCUCUUCCCAGGUGGAUACACUGUGAAUGACCUUAAAUUGAUCAAAGAAGCCAAUAUAUAUUACAAAUUAGUAAUAUAUUGGCUGGUCCAUUGAUGAGCCUUAUUUAUUUGAUCCUUUUCUGGUAGAUCAAUCCUCCAAACUGAAGCACUACAAUUCAUAACAUCGAUGUUGAAUUUUUCAUAACCCUCUUAAAACUUGCUGAGAAACGGUAUGAUUAUUUUGUUGCUGCCUCCCUACAGUUCACCCAGGACUGUGUGCAUGGCGCCCGAAGAUGGAACUUUUUCUUACAGAUAGUUCCUUUGAGUUCCAAAUCCAUUAGCACUUGCAAACUGGCUGACAUAGGCACUGAAAUGAGAAUAAUCUGUUAGCCAAAAGAUAACA